UAUUUUUAUGCUAUAUUGCAGAAUGUAAACAUUCCCUAAAAUAUAACAUCAAGUUAAAUUUGAAGAUGCAAGCCCCAGCUGAAAACAAACCAAUUAAAUAUAAGAGAGAAGAUUUCAUUUUUGGAAAAACUCUUGGAGAAGGUUCUUAUUCAAUGGUUUGGCUGUUGUUGGUUAUUUUUUACCUAGAUGUAGCUAUUGUUGGUUAUUUUAUUACUAAUAAAGUUGUCAAUGCUAAAGAGAUCAAAACAAACAAAGAAUAUGCAAUCAAAAUUCUAGUGAAGCAGCAUAUCAUUCGUGAAAAAAAAACUCAAUUUGUAACUCGUGAAAAAGAAAUUUUAUCUAUGACCAAUCAUCCAUUUAUUGUCAAGUUGUACUUUACAUUUCAAGAUCAAGAUAAUUUAUAUAUCGGUUUAAGUUUAGCCAAAAAAGGUUCGCUGCAGCCAUACAUUGUUAAAUUAGGUGCAUUUGAUGAAGUAUGCACUCGUUUUUAUUCAGCUGAGAUUAUUGUUGCAGUUGGUUAUCUUCAUGAUUUAGGAAUAAUACAUAGAGACCUUAAACCUGAAAAUAUUUUAUUAAGUGAAGAUAUGCACAUCAAGUUAGCUGAUUUUGGAACUGCAAAACUUUUAAAUUCCUCGCAAAAUAUAGGUGAAAAGAAAAAGAACUCAUUUGUUGGUACUGCUCAAUAUGUUUCACCAGAAUUACUGACCCAAAAGUUAUCAAGUAAAAGCUCUGAUUGGUGGGCUUUAGGCUGUAUUAUUUAUCAGCUACGAGCUGGUCGACCUCCUUUUCAGUGUGGAAAUGAAUACCAAACUUUCCAAAAAAUUAUUAAACUAGAAUAUACAUUUCCAAAAGGUUUUCCAGAUAAAGAGAAAGUCUUAGUGGAGAACUUACUUGUUUUGGAUCCUGAAAAAAGAUAUACUUAUGAUGAUUUGAUAAAUCAUCCAUAUUAUGAUGGUAUUGAUUUCCAAAACCUUCAUUUGCAAACUCCUCCUAAGUUGAUGAUAUAUCUGCCAUCCAAUGUACCAGGACAACCUGGAAUAUAUGAAGAAGUAAAUAUAGAUCAUUUAUUAGAAGAAGAUUUGGAAUUAGAAUGGGCAGUUGAAGGUCUUCAAUUAUCUAACCAUAAUAAACAAAAUGGUAACGCAAAUGAAAACACUAAAACAGAAACAAAAUGGGAUCAAUUCGUUGAAGGGCACGCCAUAAUUAAAAUGGGUAUUAUUGAAAAACGAAAGGGUUUGUUUGCUAAACGUCGCCAAUUGUUGCUUACGGAAGGUCCUGAACUUUACUAUGUUGACCCAAGUGCCAUGGUGUUAAAGGGAAAAAUUCCUUGGACUAAAGACUUAAGACCAGAGGCCAAGAACUUUAAAAUAUUUUUUAUUCAUACACCGCGUCGAACAUAUUACUUAGAAGACCCUGAAAGUAAUGCCAUGGCUUGGGUAAAAGAAAUCGAAAAAGUUCACGAACGUUACUUUACUUCAAUAAAUAAUUCUAGCUUUAUGGUAUGAUUCGCUUUUAAUGCUUUAUAGUUUAACUCCAAUAUCAAUUAGCAAAGCUCCUCCGUAAAUAUAUCAAACAAAAUCAGAACGUUUACCAUGCACGUGAUGUGUUACUUUAAAUAAGGUUGAUAAUUUUUUUUCAAUCUCGGUUAUUUAGUUUACGUUUAUUUAUAGAGAGAAAUAUUUAAGGAUAAAUUACUUUUUUAACAUGGGUUGAAAAUUAAAAAACUUAGUUAAAAUUAUAUGGAAAAUACAAAUAAAAAAAAAUGCUUGUGUGUAAAACCAAAUUUAAAAAAAUAGUAACUUUAAUUCUUCCAAUCCAGAUGUGUAACGGAUAUUGCACAUAUAGGACCGGAUUAAAGAAACAGGUCAAGUAUUUCCUUGAAAUUCCGGUCUUUAGAUGUCUCUAAGUUUGCUCGGGUUUUAGGACUAAUGGCAUUAGACUACAAGUUUUCGCAAGUGUAACCUUGAUCUGAAAACUUUAGUUCGGUCCUUUAAAUAUAAGACUUUUUUUUAUAAAAACUAGAUUUUUGUUUUUACGUUUACGUUUAUUAUUGGAUAGACAAAAAUUUAGGAUUAUUUACUUGUUUAAUUAGUAUUAAAAAACGUAUUCUAACAGGAUAAUAGUAAAUCGUUUUUUGUUUUUUUUAAUAGUAUAUCGGUUUUUAUUUUUUUAAGAACAGAAAAAAAAAAUUAUUCUUAAAAUUAUUUUUUUUUUUUUAAAUUUCUUUACGAAACGACCGAUUCAAAUAAGUAAGUUUUUUUUUUUCUAGUGAUUCUCGUUUAAAAUAUGCAAUUAAUACUCUUUUUAUUGUAUUAUAAUUAUCUAUAAUUUAAUAGUGUUUAUUUCAGAUUUUUUGUUUCAUUAUUAUGAUUUCGGAAUAGGUCAUAUCAUUUAUCAUAAAUACAUUUUUUUAUUAUUAUUAUUAUUUGCUAAAAUAUUUUUAUUUCAUUUUAAUAUCUGCCUUUACCAUUAUAUGAGCUGGUGAGAAUCAGCAUUAUAUUAGCUGGUGAGAAUUAGCAUAGUGUUCAAAAUAAGUCAAAAUAAAAGUUGAGACUAUCAACGAUUUCUAAGCAUCAUUCUGUUAAAUUUGAGACUUUAUAUAAAGUUUAUAUAAAGUAACUGGCGACUGAUUUUUUUCUUUUAGUUUUGUGGGAUUUUCUAGUACAUCUAAUAAAUAUGAAACGUUGACUUACACCAUUCUGUUUCUCAUCGGCUCAUAUGAAAUAAUUUUUAAAAAAUCUAAUUUCUUUUGCUUCAAAUUUUUUCAAAAAUAAUUUUUUUUUUUUUUUUUUUUUUUUUGCUUUAAUAAAAAUUAUCUUAAUUUGAUUUUUGAUUUUAUAUUACGUCGGUUAUAAUAUUGAUUUUGGAUUUAUCUAAAUCGUGGAUUCAGCAUGCACAAUUUUAAAUAUAUAUUUACGCUAUUUUUUUCUUUAUAGCUAUUGUUAUUAUUUAUUUAUCAUAGUUCAAUUAGAAAAUAAUGUUUAUAAAUAAUUGAAAUGUUAUUAUUUUUUAUGGAUUGUUACAUACUUAAUAAUUUUUUUUAAAGUAGAUGUAGAGAUGAGUAACAAGCGACUUUUUUUUCAUUGUUACGGCUUUUUACUAUGUUUAGUUAACUUUGUAAUAACUAAAUUUAUGUCAAAAGUUAGAGUUUUGUAAACUAUUUAUUGCGAACAAAAUUAUUCAGGGU
Molecule: messenger RNA, 3187 nt
Organism: Hydra vulgaris (swiftwater hydra)
Lineage: Eukaryota; Metazoa; Cnidaria; Hydrozoa; Anthoathecata; Hydridae
Product: 3-phosphoinositide-dependent protein kinase 1
Biological process (GO): intracellular signal transduction; peptidyl-serine phosphorylation
Molecular function (GO): ATP binding; protein serine/threonine kinase activity
Source: RefSeq, a predicted model, not a curated record